AUGUGCCGAAAAGUAACCCACCACAAAGGCUGCGGCCACGUCACCGCGAAGUUCCAGCACCGCCCUUGCAAACAUGGCAGCUUUUGUCCCCGCAUUGUCCAAGAACUGAGCGCCGACGAUCGUUGCGUCGGGUGCCUAGAAGACGCUGAAACGAUCAUCGAACGUCCUAUCAGACCUAUUCGAGACUACCAACCCCGCCCAAGUACCGACCCAAACAACAAAGAAGAGAAGACCCGUAAAGGGGGAUUCACCGAGAAUGACGAGGACAUUCGUGCAGAACAAGAGUUCCGACGUCAAGAGAGCGAAUGGUUCAGACGUUAUACGGUGGAUUCCCUCUUUGACGAAGCGAGCUUGACGGCUCAGUAUAUGGAUCAACGAACCGUUGAAGUGAAGGAUUCAAGAAAGAGAAGAGCCGAAAGAGCUGAUAAUCGUCAUUCAAGGACUUCUGGGGCGAGCUCUGGAGACGUUCACGAGGCGGAUUCGUUCCAGUGGGUUCCUAAAAAGUGGUGGAAGAACAUUUGGAAAUGGAGGACCAGACCAGCGAUGUUUAUCGAUGGAGAAAAUGGUCAUAGCGCUCUCUGCGGAUGUUGUCGCCAUCGUCGAGUGGAUUUCGAUGAGUUCGCGCUUGCAUAUUGCCCUCGCGGCUAA
Molecule: messenger RNA, 648 nt
Organism: Orbilia oligospora ATCC 24927
Lineage: Eukaryota; Fungi; Ascomycota; Orbiliomycetes; Orbiliales; Orbiliaceae
Exons: 2
Coding region: 1-648 (215 amino acids)
Source: RefSeq, a predicted model, not a curated record